Messenger RNA from Acyrthosiphon pisum (pea aphid), 1877 nucleotides. It is a transcript of the gene IntS14, whose product is annotated as integrator complex subunit 14. Gene Ontology annotation, cellular component: integrator complex. NCBI's taxonomy places the organism in Eukaryota, Metazoa, Arthropoda, Insecta, Hemiptera, Aphididae. The record is from RefSeq and is a predicted model, not a curated record. The coding region runs from base 290 to 1714 and encodes 474 amino acids. The transcript has 7 exons. Gene Ontology annotation, biological process: snRNA 3'-end processing.
UCUAUAAAAUAAAUAAAUAUUAAAUAAUAUUAUGUAUAUUGUAACAUUGUAACUACUUUAGUUACUAGUGAAUAACGAUAGCCUAUAGUAUAAGUAGAAGGUACCUACUUAAGAUAUUACUAUAAGAUAUUGUAAUAGCCAUUUUUUAAGUAAAGUAGUAAAACGUUCCUUGUUAAAAAAAAUAUACGAUUCCAUUGUUGCUAUCAAACGAAAUUUUGUGUUUAAUGCAACCAUUGAAAUAAUGUAUAUGCUAGGUAUGCUUUUAUAGAAACAGCGAUCGACUUAGAAAAUGGCUACUGUUAUAGCCAUUGAUCUGUCUGUCUCCAUGCUCAGAGACAUUAAAAUCAAAGAUACCAAAGAGUCCUUUACUCUUCUACAGUUGGCCACACACGGUGUCAAUGUUCUUUUGGACUAUUUAGCUGUACACUCCAGACUAGAGUUUGUGGCUGUUGUUACAUUUUCAUCCACUUGUGAUGUACUGUGUUCAUUUACCCGUGAUUAUGACUUGAUUAAAGCAAAAAUAUCACAGUUGGAGUUCAGAACUAACACAUGUUAUCCACCUGUAAUACAGACUAUUAAUUAUUUAGUCCAUAGUGAGUGGUCUAACUCGGUAACCUGUCAAGUUAUUAUGAUUACUGAUGGUAACUGUUAUGAAGGUCUUCGGAAACCAGAUAUAACUCCAUUUCUAUUUCCUGGAAAAUUAAUAGUUGUUCCCUUGGAACAAGUGUCAUCGCUUUACAAAAAUAAUUAUGACUCAAACAAACUUCCAAAUGGUCUUGGAUAUAUAACUUCACCUGAAUUGCCUUUAACUCCAUCAUCUGUUGCAAAAGUGUUUGAAAAAAUUGCUAAAGAAACAUAUGUACCUUAUAGUGCAGUGUUACGAUGUGGUAAUUUAAAGUCAGAUGUUCAUUUGAUCCCCCCUCCUAUGUCUUAUACAAAAGCUGCAGAUUUUGAAAUAAUUACUUGUUGCAUUUCAAGUGAACUAAGUAUAAUUGGAUUUCUAGAGUCCUCAAAAGUAGAAUGCCCAGCAACCUUAUCACGUCAUCUCGUUUUACCUCAACGCAUUUUAGAUGAAUGCUCAGAGACUAAUGAAGCAUUUGCAAAAACUCCAUCUUUUUGUGUGUUAUUACACGGAGCUUUAAAAGUUGAAAACAUGACAGCUGUUUGUCAGUUAAGCUCUAAUUGGUAUGGUUUAUUGGUUAGUUGGGCAGACAAUAAAAAAAAAUCAAAUUUAAUGUUAAUUAUUCUUGAACCUGGUACAAAUGCUAUUCCUUGGUUAGGUGAUAUUCGAAAUCUCACAUUAUCACCAACAGAAUUAAGCAAAUCAGAUGCAGAUGAAACACAACCAAGUAAAACUCCUGAUAAACGUAGUUAUAACCAGUCACAAUUGGUGUGGAUCAAAGAAGCUGGUCUUCAAGCAGAUAUUCAAAAAAUUUUAAGACAAGCAAGAAAGAUGCCAGAUAAAAUUCCAAGCUUUUAUAAGGAAUUAAAUCGAAUUCGUAAAGCUGCAAUCGCCUACAGCUUCAAUGACUUAUUAACCAGUAUUGCUGACUUAUUGGAACUAGAAUGCAGCAAUUUACCAGGUGGUACUCAUCCAGAUUGUGCACUACAAUUAACCCAUGCUGCUAUAGAAUUGCGAAAACCUCUUGCUAUGGAUCCCAAACUCACAAUCGUUCCUAUGACAACAAAAUAUGCUCAGCACGACCUUAUGUGAAAUUCAUUAAAUAACACAAUAUUUUAAAUUAUAAGUUAUAACUUAAUGAAUAAUGAUUAAUACAUGAAUAUGUUAUUGGAUUAUUACAUCUAAUUAGUUUAUACAAUUUUGUAUUUUAUAUAUGUAGCAAAAUGUCAAAUAUAUUUUUUUUAAUCUAAAACUA